UCGCAUAGCGAUGGCGUGGGAGGGCAGCAGAGAAGGUUUGACUCGUUGUUUAGCUGUCCUGUUUGGCUGUUUGUUUCUACUCAUAUCGUGGGCUUAUCUCUUUCUGACCGUGUGAAUGUGUCUGUAUAUACCACCAAUGGACGAUGUCUACUGUGAUGAAGAAAUAUUUGACAUGCACAAUCUGUCUAGAGCUCUACACUGAUCCCAGAGGCCUGCCUUGUCACCAUGCGUUCUGCUAUGCGUGUCUGAACAGCCAUAUUAACACUACGGUUGAAAAAGGAAAGAAAAGCUUCAAAUGCCCGCUUUGUCGAAAGAGAACAAAACCAGAACGUCCCCAAAAACCAAUAACGACCUGGGCCAAUCAAUUCAAACACGAUUUCAAGCUGACGUCCAUGCUUGAAGAUUUGGAACGAUGUGUCCCAAAGACCACUUUAGAGAGUGAGCCAGUUAACAACGCCGCUACAUCAACAACAACGGAAGCAGCAGCAGCAGCUUCAGCAGCACCCAAAUCGGCCAUGCCUUCUUCGCAGAUGGGCGCACCUGAAAUGGGCCCAACACCCAAGUUGAGACAGCAACCACGACACUUGUCAGCUGCAACAACUCAGGAUAAUGCCCGUACUUCGCUUCUGGACGGCCCCGAACGUAAGGAAGGGACCCAAUAUCAUGAUACGAUCCCUAGUUCCAUAUUUCACCCAGUUGAUACAAAGGAAGAAGACAAAAGCAUCCGUGCAAUAGCGGGAUCUGUUGAGAGAUGUAUCGUCCUUGCCGCUGCAGAUCAGGUGAGCUAUGACCUCACGGUACUUGUACAGGGUGAGAAGAGAAUAAUACUGACGCCUCAUUACGAAAGGAAGAGUAUUCUUGCCAUCACACUUAAUCCACAAAUGGAUGAGGUCAGCAGAUGUUCCCUCGACCUUCAGGCAACUCCUAGUCGUAUCUGUCACCUCGAUAACACUACUGUGGCUGUAACAACGUCAGAUCCAAAUACAGUUGCAGUCUAUGGGAUGCAGGAUGAGCUACUGUUGCGGAAUCGAAUUCCAACAAAGAAAACGUAUGAUGGAAUUGCGUGUUUAGAUGGUAGGUUAUUUGUUGUAACCACUGGAACAGAUGUUGACAUCCUUGACUGGGAUGGUAGAGUACUAGCCGAGCACAAACUCACAAUUCCCAAUGUGUUACGACCAGACAAUUGCUACGUCUCUGUGACCCCUGAUGGGGCGAUGAUAGUUACUGAUCUUUUUGGACAUGCCCUGUCGUGUCUAAAACGGGACGGUAAAUUGUUUUGGCAGAAAAGAAAAAGAUUUUUAAAAACCCAAUGGGAACUGCUGUUGACUACAGUGGUGCUAUUUUCUUGGCUGACCAUGACUCUGAAGCAAUCUUGCAGCUGAACAAAAUGGGUUUGGUGGUUUCUAAUGUUGUGGUGAAAUCGGAGCAGUUCAGAAAACCAUCCGCUGUUGUGGUGGACAAUACGGGGUAUAUGUACGUGAUUUGUGACUAUAAUUUCAUCGCUGUGGUGAAACUAUCGAACCGUGAUUCGUAGCAUGGCCAUCCACGCACUACACAAUAAUAUAGAUGAUUAGUCCUAGGCCAAAUGUUAGAAAAGUCCUUAUCUUUUAGGGUCUCUCAGCAGCAGUAAAGACGUUAUCCAGUAAUUGGUAUGACAACUCCCACCCUCCAGAGAUUCUUGUCAAU
Haliotis rubra (blacklip abalone) is the source of this 1686-nucleotide messenger RNA. RefSeq lists its product as uncharacterized. The record is from RefSeq and is a predicted model, not a curated record. NCBI's taxonomy places the organism in Eukaryota, Metazoa, Mollusca, Gastropoda, Lepetellida, Haliotidae. The coding region runs from base 144 to 1382 and encodes 412 amino acids. The transcript is spliced from 3 exons.